AUGGCUUCUCCGGGCAAAGGCGGUGACUUGUUUUCGUCGGAUGAAGAGGGCCCCGCAGUGCUGGCCGGCCCGGGCCCCGGGCCUGGAGGAGCGGAGGGCGGUGCGGAGGAGCGCAGGGUCAAGGUCUCCAGCCUGCCCUUCAGCGUGGAAGCGCUCAUGUCCGACAAGAAGCCGCCCAAGGAGUCGCCCGCGGUGCCACCCGACUGCGCCUCGGCUGGCGCUGUCCUGCGGCCGCUGCUGCUGCCGGGACACGGCGUCCGGGACGCUCACAGUCCCGGGCCUCUCGUCAAGCCCUUCGAGACUGCCUCGGUCAAGUCGGAAAAUUCCGAAGACGGAGCGCCGUGGAUACAGGAGCCCGGCAGAUACUCCCCGCCACCAAGACAUAUGAGCCCCACCACCUGCACCCUGAGGAAACACAAGACCAACCGGAAGCCACGCACACCCUUCACCACAUCCCAGCUUCUAGCCUUGGAGCGCAAGUUCCGCCAGAAACAGUACCUCUCCAUCGCAGAGCGGGCCGAGUUCUCCAGCUCUCUGAACCUUACAGAAACCCAGGUCAAAAUCUGGUUCCAGAACCGAAGGGCUAAGGCGAAAAGACUGCAAGAGGCGGAACUGGAAAAGCUGAAAAUGGCUGCCAAACCUAUGCUGCCCUCCGGCUUCAGUCUGCCCUUCCCCAUCAACUCACCGCUGCAAGCCGCAUCCAUAUACGGAGCCUCCUAUCCCUUCCAUAGACCUGUGCUUCCCAUCCCGCCCGUUGGACUCUAUGCCACGCCGGUUGGAUAUGGCAUGUACCAUCUAUCGUAA
Molecule: messenger RNA, 804 nt
Organism: Grammomys surdaster
Lineage: Eukaryota; Metazoa; Chordata; Mammalia; Rodentia; Muridae
Gene: Msx2
Product: msh homeobox 2
Exons: 2
Coding region: 1-804 (267 amino acids)
Biological process (GO): regulation of transcription by RNA polymerase II; embryonic morphogenesis
Cellular component (GO): nucleus
Molecular function (GO): DNA-binding transcription factor activity, RNA polymerase II-specific; RNA polymerase II transcription regulatory region sequence-specific DNA binding
Source: RefSeq, a predicted model, not a curated record